This is a messenger RNA of Quercus lobata, 1432 nucleotides long. RefSeq lists its product as uncharacterized. The transcript has 5 exons. The coding region runs from base 193 to 1206 and encodes 337 amino acids. Lineage: Eukaryota; Viridiplantae; Streptophyta; Magnoliopsida; Fagales; Fagaceae. The record is from RefSeq and is a predicted model, not a curated record.
UUGGUCACUCUCGGUGGUUCACAUUCUCUAGUGGGUCAGCUUCAGUUGUCGUUACAUAUGACGGUGUUCCUUGAAACUUGAAAUGAAUGGCAGUUGAGAGCUGGGACAGAUGAAAGUAUCAGCUGAAUUAGCCUGAGCUCAAAAACCAGAAACAAAAAAAAAAAAAAAAGUUCAAGCCCACUUCCCUAAGCAAUGAUUGCACCAAUUGCAGUAGCUUUAGCAGUGGGUCUUCUGGGAUGGGCUUAUCGGGCAUUGAAGCCUCCACCUCCAAAGAUAUGUGGAUCACCAGGUGGUCCUCCUGUCACUUCAAAUAGAGUGAAACUCAGCGAUGGAAGGCAUUUAGCCUACAGGGAGUCUGGAGUUCCAAAGGAAGAGGCUAAGUUCAAGAUCAUUGUAAUUCAUGGCUUUGACAGCUCAAAAGAUGUGUAUCUACCUAUCUCUCAAGAACUUACGGAGGAGCUGAAGAUGUAUAUCCUGUUCUUUGACAGAGCAGGUUAUGGAGAGAGUGAUCCAUAUCCUUCACGCUCAGUGAAGAGUGAAGCAUUUGAUAUUCAAGAACUAGCUGAUCAAUUGCAAAUUGGGCCUAAAUUUUAUGUAAUGGGAAUGUCAAUGGGAGGUUACCCCGUUUGGAGUUGCCUGAAAUACAUACCACACAGGUUGUCAGGAGUUGCCCUGGUUGUUCCUUUCGUACACUACUGGUGGCCUUGUUUUCCUGCUAAUCUAGCAAGAGAGGCGUUUGGGAGGUUGCCUCCAUCAUUCCAAAGGACAUUUCGAAUUGCACAUCACACCCCUUGGUUAUUCUAUUGGUGGAUGACACAGACAUGGUUCCCUACAUUAAGCAUGGGUACGGCAAACUUAACCAACCAAGAUUUUGAGAUCUUGAAGAGGUUGUCAGAAAUCCCUAGUGUUGGCCAGGAAAAGGUGAAACAGCAAGGUGUUUAUGAAUCGUUGCACCGGGACAUUUUAGCUGGUUAUGCCAAAUGGGAAUUUGAUCCCCUGGACGUAAGCAAUCCAUUCCCUGACAAUGAGGGCUCAGUUCACAUUUGGCAAGGCUACGAAGACAAGAUGAUUCCUUAUCAACUUAACCGAUAUCUUUCAGAGAAGCUUCCAUGGAUUCGUUAUCAUGAGGUUCCGGAUGGAGGGCAUUUAAUGAUCAAUAACAGCAAUGUAUGUGAAACCAUUAUCAGGGCACUUUUGCUUGGCUAAACUCCUUGUUAUUUGGCCAACCAUAUGAUGGUAUCUUCCUCAGUAUGAACUCUCUGAUAUCCAUACUGCUAUUGUGGUAUUGUAAAUAAAUAAAUAAAUAAAAUGUUGUGUGGAAUCAUAUGUAUUGCAAAAAGAAACAACGAAAUCUUAAGGGUAUGUUAGAGAAUGUUUUCAGUUUUCAGAAGAUUGUUUUUUGGGAUGAGAGCUAAAAAAAAUUUCUGUUUUU